AUGGCGCGCGCGCUGGAUGAGGCGAAGGCGCGGCAAACGGGGGUGAGCGACGCCGGCGCGGAGAUUCUGCGCGGCGUCUUCGAACUCGAACGACGACCCGACGCGGCGACGCGACGGAGGCUGGCGAAACAGAUCGGUACGACGGAACAAGCGGUGAACGCGUGGUUUCGAAGCCGCAGGGCGAAGAUGAAACGCGAUCGAUUGCGAAGGGUGCUGCUGGUGGUGCUGUUGCUCGUCGGCGCGGCGGGCUUGGCGUUUUACGCGUGGAAUACGUUUCAUCAGACGGCGGCGGCGAAACGACGGAUGGAGGCGCUCGGGAAGAAUUAUAAGUGGAUGACGAGGAGCGGGUUGCCGAGACCGUACGCGGAUAAGAUGCAAAGGGAGAGGUAUGGGAAGAAGAAAUUGACGUAUGAAAAGGAAAAAAUUAUCACGCUCGGCGGAAAGGAGGACGAGCGUGUGGUGCGGUACACGAAAGAAAAUCCAAAAUCGUCGCCUUUGACCAAGGCACCGGAGACACCGAGGCAGAAAUUAGAGCGCAUACGCGCGGAGGCGUCGAAGAAGGCGAGUAAGGGACGAAUCGCGCCCAGGGCGCAACCGAAUACUUUGCGAGAACCGCAAAAGUCGUAG
Ostreococcus lucimarinus CCE9901 is the source of this 627-nucleotide messenger RNA. RefSeq lists its product with no specific name. The transcript has a single exon. Bases 1 to 627 code for a protein of 208 amino acids. The record is from RefSeq and is a predicted model, not a curated record. Lineage: Eukaryota; Viridiplantae; Chlorophyta; Mamiellophyceae; Mamiellales; Bathycoccaceae. Gene Ontology annotation, molecular function: DNA binding.